This is a messenger RNA of Schistocerca americana (American grasshopper), 1569 nucleotides long. RefSeq lists its product as uncharacterized. The transcript has 2 exons. The record is from RefSeq and is a predicted model, not a curated record. Bases 1 to 1569 code for a protein of 522 amino acids. NCBI's taxonomy places the organism in Eukaryota, Metazoa, Arthropoda, Insecta, Orthoptera, Acrididae.
AUGUGCAGCCGCGAGAAGGACGUACCUGCGCCUGCUAGCGACGCGAAGGGUGUGGCAGAUCGCCGUUCGGCCGCGUUUGCGCUGUCGACGGCCCCAUCUGGCCCCCCACCUAUGACGACCACUGCUACGGCUAUGGAUUUGACGGACACUGCUACGGAAACGUUGAAGACUGCGCUGUCUGCUCCGCUGCCAGAUUCUGACGAUGAGUGCACUGCCGCCCCUCGGCCACGCGGACGCAGCGGGAAACAGAAGAGGAGGGCACCAGCUGCGACGGCUGCUGCUCGCAGCUCGCCGAUUGAGAAGAGGGCCAAGCAAGACUUCGCCCCUGACGCUGACGGUUUCGUCCCGGCCCGGCGCACUGCAAGACGCAUGCUGUCAUCGACGACGCCACCAACUGUCGUCGCCAACUCCUUCGAUGCGCUCGAGGACGCGCCGGACCCGCCGCCGAGCAAUCCUGCGCCGAAGACAGACUCCCAUCUUCCGCCGGUGGUUCUUCAGUUUCGGCCGCCCUAUGGAGAACUGCAGAAGCUGUUGCGCAGCUGGACGACGGCCGUGUACACCGUGAAGCCUGCGGGGCGAGACCUAUACAGGGUCACACUCCGCACUGCUGAUGACUAUCGCCGGGUCACCCAGGAGGCGUCUGAGCGUGGUAUCCCUUUCUAUACCCACGCCUCCGCACCUGACAAGGUCCUGAAGAUCGUAUUUCGCGACCUUCCUUUCAACAUGGAAGCCGAUCACCUGCAUCGAGAACUCGCAGACCUGGGCUUCUACAUACGGGCAGUUGUGAAGAUGAAGUCGCCAAAAUCACGCGAAGAUAUGCCGCUCUUCCUGGUCGUCUGCUCUGACACCGUGGAGAACCGCAAACUCUACCAAUUGACGCGGGUCGCCGACGUUCCGGUCCAGACCGAAGAUCUUCGUUCCCGGAGAGGAAGUGCGUGCCCCCGUCCGCCCUCCGAGAAGCCUACAUGUGCACUCUGUGGCGGUGCUCAUGUGGCCAGUUAUCGUGGGUGUGAGGUAUGGAAGCGUGCCAUUGCUCGCCAGCGUGGCCAAACACCAGCGCCACAUCAGAAGAAGCUCGCAACGAGACGGCCAGGCGUCUCUUUCGCGGCGGCAACGUCAGGGACGCCCUCCGCCGCCCCGGCUACGUCGGUUCCUGCUCCCGCCGCAUCCGAGGCCGUACCGACACCGGAGGCUCCUGCGCCUCCACCACCGCCGCCAGUGGCGGUACCGGGUACUGCCUCUCCCGGGCCGUCGGCCGGACCGCGCCCCACCAACCGCCGGCGCGGGGGUCACCGCCCAGUGGGUACCCAACGCUCAGCACCGUCCGUCGAGCAGCCCCAGGUGGACUCUCACAGCGAAGCAGCCACGCCCCCCCUUUCCUGCGCCGGGGCCGCGCCGGCUGUCUCCACCGCUGACCUGGCCAACCUCGUCGCGCAGCUCACAGCCCUGGUGACCAGUGCUACGAAGUUGAUUGAAGUCCUGUCGCAGCAACUCACCGCUGCAGUGCCGAUGGCCUCUCCGGCCCCAACCGCUGCCAACACUCAACAGCCGCACCAUGGCCAGCGUUAG